CCAAGCUGUGUGUCUAUGAAGAGUCACGAAUCCAUGAACCACCCCCAUAAUCUCAGUGAUGGAGAUGUGACCUCUGACCCUGCCACUGCAUCUAAAAUGAGUUUCAUUGAGGAGAGAGAGAAGGAGUGUGAACCAAGCUGUGUGUCUAUGAAGAGUCACAGAUCCAUGGGCCACCCCCCUAAUCUCAGUGAUGGAGACGUGACUUUUGACCCUGUUAGGACAAGACAGACUUCAGACCUGCAGACAAACACACUGCUGGAAGAGACUGCAGACCUGCAGAGAGUCAAAGAUCAACACAAAACCAUCAUGAAGAACAAGUAUGAGAGUUUAUUUGAGGGAAUCAAACUACAAGAUAAUCAAACCCUCUUGAACAGGAUUUACACACAACUGUACAUCAUAGAGGGAGAAAGAGAAGGAGUGAAUGAAGAACAUGAAGUUUUACACAUGGAGAAAAAACCCACAACACAACACUCACAAGACACUCAAAUCUACUGCAAUGACAUCUUUAAACCUCUACAAGAACCAGGAUAUAAAACAGAGAAAAGAAGGAGGAUGGAUAACAUCAAGAGCGUUCUUACUAAAGGCAUCGCUGGAAUUGGUAAAACCGUCUCUGUACAGAAGUUCAUUCUGGAUUGGGCCGAGGGAACAGCCAAUCAGGAUGUAGAUUUCAUGUUCGUGCUUCCUUUUCGAGAACUGAACUUGAUUCAAGAUGAUCAGUACAGUCUUCACAAACUUCUGCUUGACUUUCAUCCUGAACUUCAAGAUCUGGACUCAAAGAUGUAUGAUGAGUGUAAAGUUGUGUUCAUAUUUGAUGGUCUGGAUGAAAGCAGAAUAACACUGAUGUUUGAAGACAUUGAGAAAGUUUGUGAUGUAACUCAGACUUCAUCAGUGCCUGUGUUGAUGUCAAACCUCAUCAAAGGAGAUCUGCUUCCCUCUGCUCACAUCUGGAUCACCUCCAGACCAGCAGCGGCCAAUCAGAUCCCUUCUGAAUACAUCAACCGUGUGACAGAAAUCCAGGGAUUCAAUGAUCCUCAGAAAGAGGAAUAUUUUAGGAAGAGAAUCAGUGAUGAAGAUCAAGCCAGCAGAAUCAUCUCACACAUUAGAAGAGCGAGAAGUCUCCACAUCAUGUGUCAUAUACCAGUCUUCUGCUGGAUCUCAUCCACUGUGCUUCAGAAGAUCCUGAUACAAAAUCACACAGCAGAAAUCCCUCAAACCCUGACUGAAAUGUACAUCCACUUCCUGCUAAUUCAGAUGAAUAUGAAGAAUGAGAAGUAUGAUGAGAGAGAUCCAGAGAAACUCCUGCAGUCCAACAGAGAAGUGAUUGUGAAACUGUCUGAACUGGCUUUCAUACAGCUGAUGAAGGGUAAUGUGAUGUUUUAUGAGGAGGACCUGAGAGAUUGUGGGAUAGACAUCACUGAUGCCUCUGUGUAUUCUGGGAUCUGUACUGAGAUCUUUAAAGAGGAAUCUGUGAUUCAUCAGAGGAAAAUCUUCUGCUUCAUACAUCUCAGCUUGCAGGAGUUUCUUGCUGCGUUCUUUGUGUUUUGCAUACAAACCAAAAAUGUGAAACCAAUUUACAAAGGAAGACGGUGGUACACUACAAGAAACUCUCUAUUUCAGCUACUUAAGUCACAAGUUGACACAUCUCUGCGAGUGAUAAAUGGACAUCUGGAUCUUUUCCUGCGAUUCCUGCUGGGCAUCUCACUGGACUCCAAUCAGAGACUCUUACAGGAUCUACUGACACACACAGAGGACAGCACAGAGGCCAUUAAGAAAACCACAAAGUAUAUUAAAAUCAAAAUCAAAAUCAAGCUUCCUCUCCCAACUGAUAGGUCCUUCAAUCUGUUCCUCUGUCUGUUGGAAAUGAAUGAUCAGACUCUGUACAGACAGAUUCAGGAGUUUGUGAAAUCAAAUAAACAUUCACAGAAGAAACUUUCACCUGCUCAUUGUUCAGUAAUAGCCUACAUGCUUCAUGAGGAGGUGCUGGAUGAGUUUGAUCUCAGUAAAUUCAACACUUCAGAUGAGGGAAGAAGGAGACUGAUACCAGCUGUGAUGAACUGCAGAAAAGCUCUAUUUGUUGGCUGUAAUCUCUCUGAUGAAUGUUAUAAAAGUUUGGCUUCAGUUCUUCAAUCAUCAAACUCUCUGAGAGAUCUGGACCUGAGUAACAAUGACCUACAGGAUUCAGUAGUGAAGCUGAUCACUGAUGGACUGAAGAGUUCACAUUGUCAACUCAACAUACUGAGACUUGUUGGCUGUAAUCUCUCUGAUGAAUGUUAUAAAAGUUUGGCUUCAGUUCUUCAAUCAACAAACUCUCUGAGAGAACUGGACCUGAGUAACAAUGACCUACAGGAUUCAGUAGUGAAGCUGAUCUCUGAUGGACUGAAGAGUUCAAACUGUCAACUCAAUAUACUGAGACUUGUUGGCUGUAAUCUCACUGAUGGAUGUUGUGAAAGUUUGGCUUCAGUUCUUCAGUCUUCAAACUCUCUGAGAGAUCUGGACCUGAGUAACAAUGACCUACAGGAUUCAGGAGUGAAGCUGAUCUGUGAGGGACUGAAGAGUUCACGUUGUCAACUCAACAUACUGGGAUUAUCAGGUUGUAUGGUGACAGAUGAAGGUUGUUGUUAUCUGGCUUCAGCUCUGAGUUCAAACCCAUCACAUCUGAGAGAGUUGGACCUGAGCUACAAUCACCCUGGACCUUCAGGAGUUCAGAUGCUCACUGAUAAACUCAAUGAUCCAAACUCAACACUCAACAAACUCAAUGUUGAUCAUGGAGGAAAGUUCAGGAUUAUAAAAGGACCACAAAAAUAUGUCUGUGAUCUCACAUUGGACUCAAGAACAGUAAACAAUCAUCUCAUACUGUCUGAGGAGAACAAAAGGGUGACACAUGUGAAAGAGAAGCAGGAAUAUCCUGAUAAUGAAGAGAGAUUUGAUCACUAUCCUCAGGUUUUGUGUAAAGAGAGUCUGACUGGACGCUGUUACUGGGAGGUUAAAUUCACUGAAAACGUUGAUGUAUCAGUGUCAUAUAAAGGAAUCAAGAGGAAGGGAAUGGGGAUGGAGUGUUGGUUUGGAUACAAUGAAAAAUCCUGGAAACUGCACUGUAAUAAUAACACAUUUGCUGCCAGUCUCAACAUGAUCUGUGCCAUAUCUGCUGUUUCACCUGACUUUAACAAAGUAGGAGUUUAUCUGGACUGGUCAGCUGGUCUUCUGUCCUUCUACAGCAUCUCUAAUACACACAAACUCACACACUUACACACAUAUCGUACAAAAUUCACUGAACCUCUCUAUGCUGGAUUUGGGGUUUAUUCACUUAAUCUGUUGUCUCUGUGUCCAACUGACUGA
Molecule: messenger RNA, 3336 nt
Organism: Paramisgurnus dabryanus
Lineage: Eukaryota; Metazoa; Chordata; Actinopteri; Cypriniformes; Cobitidae
Product: NACHT, LRR and PYD domains-containing protein 3-like
Molecular function (GO): protein binding
Source: RefSeq, a predicted model, not a curated record